Molecule: messenger RNA, 1573 nt
Organism: Rhodamnia argentea
Lineage: Eukaryota; Viridiplantae; Streptophyta; Magnoliopsida; Myrtales; Myrtaceae
Product: serine carboxypeptidase-like 50
Exons: 1
Coding region: 76-1464 (462 amino acids)
Biological process (GO): proteolysis
Molecular function (GO): serine-type carboxypeptidase activity
Source: RefSeq, a predicted model, not a curated record
UGUUCUCAAUAAUGUGCUUGUUCUUAUCCCACGAACAGAGCCAAGUGACGAUGCUCGCUGAGACCGGGAAUCUUGAUGGAGUCAACAGCUUCUCCUCCGCUCAAGCUCUUCCUCUUGCUCUCCUGCAUCGCUUUCAUUCCCGCCGCAUCGUCGUCACCCCGACCCAUUUCGAGUCCGACCGCACAGCUCCUCCCGAAAGAGUCGCUGCCCACGAAAUCGGGCUAUCUCCCGGUGAGCCCCACCUCUGGUUCGGCCAUUUUCUACGCUUUCUAUGAAGCCCAGCGACCCACCACGCCCCGCUCGCAGACCCCGCUCCUGAUUUGGCUCCAGGGCGGUCCCGGUUGCUCCUCCAUGAUCGGCAACUUCUACGAGCUCGGACCUUGGCGCGUCAGCUCUGUUGCGCAUAACGCCGAACACCUGGUGGUCGAGCCGAAUCCUGGCUCUUGGAACCGCUUGUUCGGCCUCCUCUUCCUCGAUAACCCCAUCGGCGUCGGGUUCAGCGUCGCGGCCUCUCCCGAGGAGAUCCCGAGGGACCAGUUUACCGUCGCGAAGCAUCUCUUCGCGGCGAUAACCGCGUUUGUUAAGCUCGACGCUGCUUUCAAGUCCCGUCCCAUUUAUGUCACCGGCGAGAGUUACGCGGGGAAGUAUGUCCCCGCGAUUGGGUACUACACGUUGAAGUGGAAUGCAGAGUUGCCGCCGUCGCAGCGCCUGAAUCUAGCGGGGGUCGCCAUAGGCAAUGGCUUGACGGAUCCGGCGACCCAAGUGGCGACUCACGCCGCGAACGCCUACUUCUCCGGCUUUAUCAACGAGAGGCAAAAAUCCGAGCUUGAGACAGCCCAGUGGGAAGCUGUCAAGCUCACCAAAAUGGAGAGCUGGAGUCAAGCAACGGAUGCCCGAACUGGGGUGCUGAGAUUGCUGCAGAACAUGACGGGACUGGCCACUUUGUACGACUUCACGAGGAAAGUGCCGUACAACACCCAGUGGGUGACUCAGAUCUUGCAGAAGCAGGAGGUGAAGAGGGCGCUGGAGGCCAACGAGUCCAUAGUGUUCGACGAGUGCAGCGACGUGGUGGGGGCUGCGCUGAGCGAGGAUGUGAUGAAGAGCGUGAAGUACAUGGUGGAGCACCUGGUGAAGAACAGCAAGGUCCUGCUGUACCAAGGUCACUCCGACCUGAGAGACGGCGUGGUCUCGACCGAGGCUUGGGUGAAGACGAUGGAGUGGGAAGGGAUCGACGAGUUCUUGUCGGCGGAGAGGAAGGUUUGGAGGGUGAACGGGGUGCUUGCUGGGUAUGUGCAGAAGUGGGGGAGCUUGAGCCAUGUCGUGGUUCUGGGUGCUGGGCAUCUGGUGCCCACCGACCAGCCGAUGAGCUCGCAAGCCAUGAUCGAGGACUGGGUUCUGGAGAAGGGCCUGCUCGCCGAUUCCAAGGACGAGCGCUUCGCAAUAGGGGAUCGCUUGGAAAUCUGAUUAAAGCCUUAGUCAUCCUUGUCGUUGUUGUGCCUAGAGGAUGGGCAGGAUGUUGGAGUCGAAGAAGAUUGGAUUUGCCAUGUCGAAUAAAUUUCCACUGGUUAACUUA